Molecule: messenger RNA, 3329 nt
Organism: Gastrolobium bilobum
Lineage: Eukaryota; Viridiplantae; Streptophyta; Magnoliopsida; Fabales; Fabaceae
Product: probable disease resistance protein At5g66900
Exons: 5
Coding region: 193-2643 (816 amino acids)
Biological process (GO): defense response to fungus
Molecular function (GO): ADP binding
Source: RefSeq, a predicted model, not a curated record
AGGAAAGAGAAGAGCAAUCGGACAGGAAAGUGCGGCACGGCGGUUUUAUAUAUACGUGGUUGCAAUGUCUCACUCUUUCAAUUCGAAAUCCUCGUACCCUGUAUAAAAAAAAAAGUAAAAAAUCCUCGUAUCCUUCAUUUCAUAGUUUCAUAUUUCAAUUGUUCUAAAAAGAGACACAUAGGUUGUGUAUUCAUGGGAGAAAACACUCAACUUGUUGUUCUUACAUCACAGCUUCAAGAGACCUUCAAAAUAGGUCGUGAGAGCAAAAAGACCAGGCGAAUAUUGAGGUCAACGCUCCAUGAUUUGAAACAUGUGGUCAAGCAGAUCGAGCAAUACAAUGAACACUUGGAUCCACCAAAAGAAGAAAUAAAGACUCUUAUCAAAGAAAAAGAUGCAGGGGAAGGUGUUGAUCUUCUCUGCAAGAGUCUUUGUUUGGAGAAGUGUCUCUCUUUGUUGGGGAGGCUUUGGCAUAACAGUGAUGAUUCCUAUGCUGCUUCUAAUGACAAGCAAGCUCUUGUCGCAAAGGAUGUUAAGGAGGCGCUUUACAAGGUGAGAGAAAUUCUUGAGCUUCUUAACAAAGAGAAUUUUGAGAAGAAAUUUAAUGGGUCUGGAGCUCCUAUGAAGCGUCCUUUUGGUGUUCCUGAGAACCCAGAAUUCACUGUUGGCUUAGAUGUUCCGUUGACCAAGUUGAAGGUGGAGGUUCUCAAGGAUGGUGUGUCCACCCUUUUGUUGACUGGUUUAGGAGGAUCAGGGAAAACCACUUUGGCUACAAAGCUUUGUUGGGAUGAACAAGUCAAGGGUAAAUUCAGGGAAAAUAUUUUAUUUUUCACCUUCUCGGGAACGCCCAAGUUGAAGGUUAUUGUAGAGAGACUAUAUGAACACUGUGGAUAUAAAGUACCUGAGUUUCAAAGCGAUGAAGAAGCUGUUAAUAGAUUGGAGCUUUUUUUGAGGAAAAUUGAGGGAAGUCCAAUGUUGUUGGUCCUCGAUGAUGUCUGGGCUGGCUCAGAGACCCUCGUUGAGAAAUUGAAAUUCCAGAUAUCUGAUUAUAAAGUUUUGGUGACCUCAAGGGUUGCAUUUCCUGGAUUUGGCACCCCAUGUAUCUUAAAACCACUUGUUCAUGAAGAUGGUAUAAUACUUUUCCGUCAUUACGCUCUCUUGGAAGAUAGCAGUUCAAAUCCUGAUGAAGCUCUUGUCCAAAAGGUUGUGAGAAAUUGCAAGGGUUUACCGCUUGCCAUUAAAGUGAUUGCUAGAUCACUCAGUCAUCGGCCUUAUAAGUUGUGGCAAAAGAUAGGAGACGAAUUGUCACAAGGUCAUUCGAUACUUGAUUCUAAUACUGAAUUACUUUCUUCUCUCCAAAAGAUCUUCGAUGUUUUGGAAGAUAAUCCUGUCACCAAGGAGUGCUUCAUGGACUUGGGGCUAUUUCCUGAAGACCACAGAAUUCCUGUUAAUGCUCUCAUUGAUAUGUGGGCUGAAUCAUAUGGACUAGAUGAUGAUGGCAGAGAAGCAAUGGCCAUCAUCAACAAAUUAGACUCCAUGAAUCUGGCUAAUGUUUUAAUAGCAAGGAAAAAUGUAAGUGACGCAGACAAUUACAACUACAAUAACCACUUCGUCAUCCUUCAUGAUCUUCUAAGAGAGCUUGCAAUUCAUCAAAGCAGCCAGGGACCAAUUAAACAGAGAAAAAGACUGAUUAUUGAGAUAAAUGAAAACAAACAUGAACGGUGGGAGAAGCAGCAAGGCAUGAUAGCCCUCAUAUUGUCAAAAUUUCAUGGAUGUGGUGUUAAACAGAUGCUCCAACAGGUCCCUGCCCGCACAGUGUCUCUAUCAACUGAUGAAACUUGCACUUCAUAUUUGUCCGACAUGCAAGCAGCUCAAGCCGAGGUUCUAAUUUUAAAUCUUCAAACUAAGCAGUACUCCUUUCCAGAGUUCAUGGAGAAAAUGAGUGAUCUAAAAGUUCUUCUCCUCACAAAUUAUGGGUACCAUACUUCUCAACUGAACAAUUUUGAGACACUUGGCUCUUUAUCAAACCUGAAAAGAAUUAGACUAGAGCGGAUUUUUCUUCCUACCUUUGCCACAUUGAAGAAUUUGAAAAAAUUAUCUCUCUACAUGUGUAAUACAAGACAGGCUUUUGAAAACGGUAUGAUCCCAAUUUCAGAUGCAUUUCCAAAUCUAGUAGAUUUGAACAUUGAUUAUUGCAAAGAUAUGGUGGGAUUGCCUACUGGGCUAUGUGAUAUUACCCCACUAAAGAAACUCAGUAUUACUAAUUGCCACAAGCUUUCUGCGCUGCCAAAAGAUAUUGGAAAGUUGGAGAAUUUGGAACUCCUAAGGCUCAGUUCCUGUACUGAUUUGGAAGGGAUACCUGAUUCUAUUGGAAGGCUUUCAAAUCUACGACUUCUUGACAUCUCAAACUGCAUAAGCCUUCCAAGUUUACCGGAGGACAUUGGUAAUCUGUGUAAUCUAAGAAAUCUCUACAUGACAAGUUGUGCAAUGUGUGAAUUGCCAUUCUCAGUCGCUAAUCUUGAGAAUUUAAAGGUGGUGAUAUGUGACGAAGAGACGGCUGCUUCAUGGGAAUCUUUUGAACCUAUGCUUCCCAAUCUGAAGAUAGAGAUUCCUCAAGUUGAUGUCGACUUAAAUUGGCUUCAUUAAAUUAGCUCCUAAAAUGAUUAGAGGUUUCAAUUCCUUUCCUCUGCAAGAUUGGAUUGCCAUUGAAGAAUCUGUGCAAUGUGAAUGAAGCAUUUAGAAACUGUGAUAUCCAAGUUUCAGAUAUGCUGCCAAAUUUGGUGGAGAUGAACAUUGACUACUGCACUAUGGUGGAAUUAUGAUGGGCAACUAGCUCUGGUGUACAGAUGCAAGAGAUGGAGAAAGAAGGCCAGGCCCAAAACCAGCCCAAUCAGCCCAAGCCCAAUGAGGAGACUGAUCAUCAGUCCAAGAGCGUGUAGUGGCUGAAGACAAGAACAUAAUGGGGAAGGAAACGAAAGAGUUUGUUACUAGAAUAGACACGUGGCUGGCUCUGAAUGGCAAGGGAAGUGUGGCUGGUGAGGAAAAUGGAGUUAGUUAUAAGGGGGAAAGAAGGGAACGUGGGGGGUAUCUGAAAAUAAUGGAAUAUUGGGAAUGGUAAGGGGAACUCAAUUAGGAAGGAAGUAGUGCCUCGUUGAGGGAGCAGAUUUUUCUUAUUGUUGAUGUUAAUAUUUCAUUAUUGUAAUAGAGUAAUCUGUUGAUCUGUUUCUGAGUAUAGUAGUGUUUAUACUGUCACAGUGAGAUAUAGUCUUGGAACUUCUUGUAAGGGCAAGGCCCAUUUCUCAAUUUUACGUUAAUCAAAUAUAUUGUCACUU